Messenger RNA from Trichomycterus rosablanca, 3322 nucleotides. RefSeq names its product procollagen C-endopeptidase enhancer 2b (gene pcolce2b). NCBI's taxonomy places the organism in Eukaryota, Metazoa, Chordata, Actinopteri, Siluriformes, Trichomycteridae. Bases 22 to 1278 code for a protein of 418 amino acids. Gene Ontology annotation, molecular function: collagen binding; peptidase activator activity; protein binding. The record is from RefSeq and is a predicted model, not a curated record. The transcript is spliced from 9 exons.
AACACACACUGUGAUUGGACGAUGUGGAGGAUCCGGAGCUUGUGCUGUGUUUCUCUUCUGCUCUUUAUAACUAAUAUCUGCGCUCAGCAACUACACAGACAGCCCUUUCUUUGUGGAGGCAAUAUAACAGAAGACUCUGGAGUUAUUGGUAGCCAGGGAUAUCCAGGAGUUUAUCCCCCAAACACCAAAUGUGUGUGGAGAAUCACAGUAUCACAGGGCAAAGUGGUGGUCCUCAACUUUCGCUUUCUCGACCUGGAGAGUGACAACCUGUGCCGGUACGACCAUGUGGACGUUUAUAGUGGGCAUGUAAAUGGUCAGCGUCUGGGUCGCUUCUGUGGGACCUUUAGACCAGGUGCCCUUGUCUCCACAGGAAACAAGAUGCUUAUUCAGAUGGUGACUGAUGCCAAUACUGCUGGCAGUGGAUUCCUUUCGGUGUUCUCAGCUGCCAAACCAAAUGAAAGAGGAGAUCAGUAUUGUGGAGGGAGACUGGUGAAGCCGUCUGGAACUUUUAAGACACCCAACUGGCCAGAGAAAGACUAUCCAGCAGGAGUCUCUUGUUCUUGGCACAUUGUAGCACCAAAGAACCAGAUUAUAGAAGUAAAAUUUGAGAAGUUUGAUGUUGAAAGAGACAACUACUGCCGCUACGACUAUGUAGCCAUCUUUAAUGGUGGAGAAAUCAAUGAUGCUAAGAGAAUUGGGAAAUUCUGUGGAGACACCCCACCGGCGCCAGUGUUUUCCGAGGGGAAUCAACUUCUCAUUCAGUUCCUCUCAGAUCUGAGUCUAACGGCAGAUGGUUUUAUUGCUCACUACAAAUUUAGGAGCAAGAAGAUUCCUACAACGACCAUCCCCCCAACCACAACCACUCUGCCCCCAACCACCAGAGCUAUAACUUUGAAGUAUUCUGCAGCACUCUGUCAACAAAACUGCAAGCGGAAAGGAAGCACAGAGAGUCAUCUCUGCUCCAGCAACUUUGUCAUCACAGGAACGAUUAUCACCGCUGUGCCGCGUGGAGGAAGCAUGCACACUACAGUCUCUAUCAUCAACAUCUAUAAAGAGGGCAGCCUCGCCAUCCAGCAAGCGGGCAAAUCCAUGAGCACCAAGAUUGUCAUCCUAUGCAAGAAAUGCCCUUCUGUCAGGAGAGGCUUGAACUACAUCCUCAUGGGACAGACAGAUGAGGAGGGCCACGGCCUGAUCGGCCCACAACACUUCGUCAUGGCCUUUAAAGCCAAGAACAAGAACCAGAAAGUGUUUAACAUACUGAAGAACACGAGGUGCUGAGAACGUAUCUCCACGUCCUGAAACUUGUGAACUUUUAUUCAUGUUUGCAGCCUGAAUACUCCUCUCCUCUCCAUAGUGAGUGAUUUCUUUCAUUCUAAUAUCUAUCUGGACCAGUCAGCAGUUGGAUGAACUGAACUGUAAUAGCUGAAAACAGAAUGGCAAUGGUCCAUUUGCAACCCCUGUAUUUCCAAGUUGGAAGCAGUUGGCGUUCAGACUAAAUUCAAGUUUAUAAAUUGAGCUCUUGUGUGUUUUUUUUUUGCACUUGCUGAGAUGAUGGUCAAACCCAAAUAUGUGGAGGUAUAUGAGUAAUAUGUUUUAGUCUAGCAAAAUCAGCCAUGAAAUUUCCAUUUGGGAAAACAUUUUUUGCAAAAGUGUGAUGUAAACAGCACAAAAAACCUGAAUAUUUAAACUAUAACUUAAGCAAAACACAAAUACAUGUACAGGAAAGUGAUAAUGCCUGGCCUAAAACACUGUGCAUGUGAUUACAACUGUUUAAUGAAUGCAAAUGACAAAUUGGAAAUCACCAUACAGUUGUGUAAAACAUUUAUUGCCCCUGUUUUGAUUUGACCCAAUUAUUAAAUAUUUGUCACACUAAAUGAUGUUAAAAUAUAUAACAUGAAAUAAAACACAAGAAAGUUGGUUAUUCAAGCGACCAGGUAACGAAAUUUUUUUGGUGAGCAAAUGAAUUGUAAUUAAACAAUAUAUAAUAGUCAAAUGAAGAAUAUGUAUUUUACUUAUCUUGAACCUUAUCAUCAGCGUCGAACAGUCUACACAAAUGCAAAUGUAUGCCACAAUCUAUGCCAAAAUUCCAAAUCUUGGUAUUUUCUGAUUUUGAUUGAUGUUACUUCUGGUCAGCUGGUGGUUGGAGAUUCCUCACCUUGGUCAACUACAGCAGGUUCUGAAACAACAACUGAAUUAGAAUUAUUCAAUUAUUCAACGGGACCCCCUCUAGGCCCCUUGGUUGAGAAUCACUGCUUUAAGUAAUAUUGUACUUUGUUUAAUGAUCUAAAAUCACAUAGUCUAACAAAUAUCUACCAAAAGAGACAGAAAUUGGGAAAUUAUUACCAGCACUUUAUUCAUUUUGGAUUUCCUUUUCACCAAACUUUAACUUACAGAGGUUUAGUAAAUAAGUUGGUAUCAGGACAGGAGCAGUACCUUUGCCAAUUAGACAUUGUUUUGAUUUAUAGGCUUUUUUAAAAACAUGAUUGUACUGUUUACUAUUACUAACAAAGCUUGAUAUACAGUGUUAUAUUUGGUUAAAAUAGCUUCAUGUACUGCAGUGAUAUGUUUGCUGUAUCAUCCACCCUAAAACUCCACCUUUGAGCCAAGAAACAUAAAACAAAGCAAGAACAAUACUGGCUCUGCUUACAGUUCUGGUUCCUUUAAUCCACAGAUCUCAGAUCAUAGAUGUCUUAAGAAAAAUAACCAGAAGCAAAAACUCUAACUGCUAUCUUAAUUUAGACAAUCCAGUCUCAGCAUGUGUAUCCGGGAGAUUUGCAGGGGCUGAAAUUGGAAUCAUAGAAACAUUUUUUGGUCUUCAGCGGAAUAUACUGUAGAAUUUGGAUCCAGUGCCUAUAUAAUACCCUGCAGUACUGUUUGGGUGCAGGCAGAAGACAAAGAGUUCUUAAUUAUAAUAUUGAUAAAAUAUAAGUUACAGUAGUACAAUUAAAUAAUGGUUAGAUAUCACAAAGUGUAAAAAGUUUUACUAUUUUAAUGUUGCACACUUAUAAUGACGUUCUUUUUCCAAUCUGAUUUUCUUUCUUCAACAUGAAUGAAUGUACAGAACUGAGGAACAUGUAAUGUGCUGGCUAAAGUGCAAUAAGUUGGUAGCAUUGACCUUGAUUAUAUGCUUGACUUUUCAUUCAUUUUCAUUCUAAAUACUGUAAAUGAAAAGCAUCCCAUAAUCCUAUAGUGUUGUUUUAAAGAUGUGCAUUGAGUUAAAGUGUUUAAUAUGAUGUGCAUUUUAAAAUACGCAUUAUAUAAUAUUUUCAUACAAAAUAGAUCCCUGAUGGUUCAUAUUAAUUUAUGUUUUGUGACCAAAAAU